AUGAAAGGACUGGUCGUGAUUGCGUUUGCAUUGCUGUUUACUAUCGUGACAGUAUCAUCGACCGAACAGAACUCAGAGUGUGUCGUUUCUAUCACGACAGCGAGUGGCACUAAGGCACGUCCAGGACCCUACUGUUCCUGGGACCUCAUUUUCGAGGACAAUUUCAAUUUGCUCGACUUUGAAACCUGGGAACACGAAAACACGCUUGCCGGUGGAGGAAACUGGGAAUUUCAAUGGCACCAAAACAAUCGAUCUAACUCCUACUGUGAAAAUGGCAUCUUUUACAUCCGUCCGACGCUUCUGGCAGAUGAAACCGGAGAGGCUUUCCUGACCAGCGGUACGCUAAGCAUUCACGGUGGAGAGCCGGCCGAUCAGUGCACGAAUCCUUCGUCCUGGGGCUGUGAGAGAACCGGCUCUCCGACGAACCUGAUUAAUCCUAUCAAAAGCGCUCGUGUGCGUACCGUGGACUCGUUUAAUUUUAAGUACGGCACGAUGGAGGUCCGCGCACGUAUACCCACGGGAGACUGGUUGUGGCCGGCAGUUUGGCUGUUGCCCAAGCGACAGGUCUACGGAAAAUGGCCCGCCUCGGGAGAGAUCGAUCUUUUGGAGUCCCGUGGCAAUCUGGACUAUCGUGGUGCAAACGGUGUGCACAUUGGUGUCGAACAAGUCGGAUCGACGCUUCACUUUGGACCGAGCCCUACACUCAACGGCUGGGACACGACGGUUGCGUACAAAAACACUGCUCCCGGACAGGGCUGGAAUACUGGCUUCCACAACUAUCAGCUCCAGUGGACGCCCGAAUAUCUGCGGUUCUCCGUCGACAACCAGCUGAUUACACAGAUCGAUGCUGGCACGGGCUUUUGGAAUCGCGGCAAUUUCGGGAACAUUGCACCAGGCACUGAAAAUCCUUGGAUCCACGGCACACGCAUGGCUCCGUUCGAUGAGGAAUUCUACAUCAUUCUCAACCUGGCCGUCGGUGGAACGAACGGAUACUUCCCGGAUGUGCCGCCGGCAACGAACGCCAACCGUGGAAAGCCGUGGGCAAACACUUCUCCGUCAGCAGCACGAGACUUUUGGAAUGGACGCAACUCCUGGCUACCGACUUGGCGUAUGACCGAAAACCGUGGCAAAGAAUCCUCGCUGCAGAUCGAUUACGUACGCGUGUGGGCACUCUAGUUGCUUAUUCCGAGACUUGUCCAUAAGAGUGAAU
Anopheles nili is the source of this 1210-nucleotide messenger RNA. RefSeq names its product beta-1,3-glucan-binding protein-like. Gene Ontology annotation, biological process: carbohydrate metabolic process. The record is from RefSeq and is a predicted model, not a curated record. Gene Ontology annotation, molecular function: hydrolase activity, hydrolyzing O-glycosyl compounds. The coding region runs from base 1 to 1176 and encodes 391 amino acids. The transcript has 2 exons. Lineage: Eukaryota; Metazoa; Arthropoda; Insecta; Diptera; Culicidae.